This is a messenger RNA of Rhizopus microsporus ATCC 52813, 2196 nucleotides long. RefSeq lists its product as uncharacterized. Lineage: Eukaryota; Fungi; Mucoromycota; Mucoromycetes; Mucorales; Rhizopodaceae. The transcript has 8 exons. Bases 1 to 2196 code for a protein of 731 amino acids. The record is from RefSeq and is a predicted model, not a curated record.
AUGAAGCAUACUACACUUGACACAAAAUUAACUAUGGAAUCCCGGCAAGAAUCAAAACAGUCUGAUAAAAUUUUGUAUUUCGAGCGCGAUUUGGUAGGCACACCUACUUCUUCCAGAAGCUGUAGUCUAUUCGAUGUAUGUAACUGCUGUGGAAAACAAAACUGUGAGACACUAGAAUAUUUCAACAAGACGAUCAAGAAACUAGAGAGUGAUACUCGGUUGGCUGCAGAAAUCGGACAAGGUUUACUUCACAAACACGAAACUUUUGUUGCCGAAUCAAAUCAACAAACUGCAAAAUUAAACAAGCAGUUGGAAGAAUACCACAUACGAAUCCAUGACCUUGAACAAUCAUUAGAACAAGUAGAAAAUCAAAAGGAUGAAUUAUUACAAGAGAAAAACAAAUUGUGUUGGGAACACCAAAAGAGACAAAAAAUGCUUGAUGAAACAGUAUCUGAUUUGGAAAUCACAAAUGAAAAGUGUCAGCAAUUAACAGCAGAGCUAGAAUCCAAAAAUAGUGAACUUGAGAAACUUCGGGUGUUCAAAUUCAUGGUGCGUCAAUCUGAAUUGAGAGAGGAGACAUUGACAUCCAAGCUUGAAGACACAUAUCAAGAAUUAGCUAUUUGUCGAAAGAACGAGUUACUGCUAGAGUCAAAAAUUAAGAAAUUAAGGACAAAAUAUGAAUCCUUGUAUAAUGCUUAUGAACAAUUAACCAGGGAAACCAAUAAUAACGUUAGUAAUCCUGGCAGUAUGACCCAUCAUCCCACUUUUAUGGCCAAUAAUAAUAGUAACAGUCAUCAGACUGCUGUUAAGCCAACGCAUGCUAAAUAUCAUAAACCUCGCCUACCCCCAAAGAAUGACGACGAGUUUGUGGAUUAUAUUAAAGAGAUAUCAUCAACCAAUACUAAAUUAAAAUCAGAUAUUCUGAGCUACAAAGAACAAUUAUCAGAAGCAAGAGAGGAGAUUGUUUCGCUCAAUCAAAAGAUCCAAGAUAACACACCACCCGAUACCAUUUAUCGUAAUAAUAACAAUAAUAAUAAUAAUACUACUACUUUAGAAAGAGAAAUAAUGAAUAAUAAAAGGAAAAAACGCGCGGCUUCUGUCAAGUCGAAGGAUAAAGUACAGAACGUGCCCAUUCGAUCCAAAACAACCAUUAUACCACCUUUACCCACCGUAUCAUCCUCCAUGCCAACGACUUCGAUGGCGACCACGGGCAACGCAGCUAGUAGUCAUGGCAACGCCAUUGUGCAUCAUCACUAUCACUACUAUGUGAAGAAUAAUAACAAUGAAGAAAGUAGUACGAGUAGCUGCGCUGAUUUUGAUUGCUAUGAUGAGACUAUCAUUACUACAGAAAAGAGAAACAAGCCAAUGAUGACAAAGGAGCCAAAGAAUCUUGUUCUUUCUCCUUCGACCUCGCUCUCUACAACCAGAAAUGCACCAGACGAAGCCAAAUUGAGGUUUCCAUUUGCCAUCCUCCAGGAUCAAGUGAGCCAGAUAGUCAACAGAUUACGCGGCUCAGAUAUUCGUGUACUCAAUAGAAAACUCAAGCGAGCAUUUGACAUUGUUGAACUUAGUAGCAUGAGCAACUCUGUGAUAGAGAAUAUUCUUAUGGAUAUUGAUACCCUCGACAAUCGAUUCCUUUGGAUGAAGGAAGAAGUAGAAGAAGAAUUGACGGCGUUUUUUCCUUUUUUGGAAGUUUUGAAGAACACAUUAAAGGAGCUUGGUUCAGCCAAGAUCACGGUGAAUGAUCUGCAAAUGGCUUAUGUACAGAAAAUAGAAGAGAAUGAAAUACGUGUAGAAGAAGAGAUUAUGAAGAAGAGACAGCAGAAGCGAAAACAAUCGGCAAACAACAAAGAAGUAUCACCCAUGGCCUGGCUGACCAACAUCUUUUAUAAAAGCAGCAGCAGUACUAGUAAUAGUAGUACUUCUCAUCUUGUCUCUCCUGUUUUGGAUGACGAUGAAACCCUUGUGCGCAGUCAUAAGGAUGAUCCUUUAUUGUCGCGUUCUAAUCGUCGUGUGGUCACUUAUAGAUACAAGACAGCGUCUCCUGGUGUACCUAUCGUACGUUCAAAACGUAGUUCACAUCGAUUAGAUGAAGGUGCAAUGCGAUCAAUGAUGAUCCCAACUGAAAAUGUAAACAACACGAAUAGGGAUGUGCCAACAGUAAACCUGUCUUCAAGUUGGCUUGGUGGUAAAUGA